Astyanax mexicanus (Mexican tetra) is the source of this 4438-nucleotide messenger RNA. It is a transcript of the gene olfm2b, whose product is annotated as olfactomedin 2b. The transcript has 7 exons. The record is from RefSeq and is a predicted model, not a curated record. Lineage: Eukaryota; Metazoa; Chordata; Actinopteri; Characiformes; Acestrorhamphidae. Bases 1069 to 2520 code for a protein of 483 amino acids. Gene Ontology annotation, biological process: signal transduction.
AACCACAAAACCACAAAUGAACAGAUAAACAGACGAAGGAACAAACAAACAAACACAAAAAUGAAUGAACAGAUCAUUUGAAAGGUCAAACACAGUUCAAACAAACAAAACAAUAAACAGACAAAACCAAACAAACAUUAAUAAUCAUCCAGAGAAACAAACUACACUCCUCCUCCUGUCCACUGGGGGGCGCCUGAGCCACUAAACACACACACAGUAACAUACACACACACUGUCUCUCACACACACACUGUCACAAACAGAGAGAGAGAGAGAGAGAAAGAGAGAGGGAGGUAGAAAGAGUGAAAGAGAGAGAGUGAGUGAGGGAGAGAGAGAGAGAAAUAGAGAGAGAGAGAGUGAAGGAGGUAAAGAAAGGGAGGGAGGUAGAGAGCGAGGGAGCUUGAAGACACUUGUUCUGUUCCGAUCGAACUGGUGCAGCAUCUUUUCGUUUCCUCCUCCUUCCAUCUCUCGCUCUCUCUCACUUCACCACUCUAUUUCUUCACUUGUUUUAUAUCCCUCUGUUUAUCUCUAUCCUCCACUCUAUCCGUUUAUCUCUCUCUCAGGUCAGGCAGAGGACACUCCUCAGUACAGGUCUGAGGAGCUUCUGAAGUCUGGAGAAGUUCGGAAGUCGGUCCGGUUCGGAAUUUUGUUCGUAACGCAUUCCGUUUCGCUCUGGAUUAUCGGUGUUUGGUGUUGUUGCAGUUUGGUCUACGAUAUUCUAAGAGAACGUCACACCAGCUUUACACCAAUCCCAACGUUCCAACAACCUCCCAGAACGGUCUGUAGCACCAGAAGGGAAUCAUCCCGAAGUUUCAUCUGUCGCUCAAGAAGAAUUCGGUACGACUCUUCGGGAACUGUUCUGAGACUCGUUCUUCAUUGUUGGAAGAGUAUUUUGGUUAUUUCCAACAUGAUAUCAGGAUUACUUCAAUGUUCCUCCACAGGUUCUACACCACUGCUGCAUUAAUGCUACCUUGAGGUUGACACCGUUCUCGCCCUGGUCCCCUGAAAUACUCCCACCAAGAGCACCACCGUUCCUGUACCGUUUCAAAGUCCUGCCAGUAAACAGUGAUGAGCGUUCCCAUUCUGAAGAUUGGCAUGGUCCUCAGCACCAUGGCCAUGGUCACCAACUGGAUGUCCCAGACUCUGCCCUCACUGGUGGGACUCAACCAGACCCUGGCACGACCCGGAACAUCUGAGAAGAUCAUCAGCGCGCUGUACCCGGGGCAGGAUGAGGGGUGGCAGGUGUUCGGCUCAGUGGCGGAUGCGAAGGGGAAGUGUGUGUGUACUCUCGUCGCCCCCCCACAGAACCUCUGCAGAAAAGACCCACGACACACUCGCCUACGCCAGCUCACGGAGCAUGUUCAGAACGUGUCUCAGUAUUUGGAGGUGCUGGAUUUGCGAACAUCUCGAGAUCUGCAUUAUCUUCGAGAGUCGGAGCAGCGAGUGAAUUCAGUCGAACGAAGAGUGAAAACAGCCCAUAAUAACCUCCAGAGCCUCUCCGCUAAAGGCCUACAGGACCUGAAGCAGAGCGUGAACGAGUGUCUCCCCCUGCUGGCGGUUGUAGCUCAGUACAGCGCAGACGUGGGGCAGCUGGACUACCUUAAGCAGGAGGUGGAGAGGUUAAGCACCGCCCUCAUUCUCCUACAGGAGCAGCUGGAGGCCUACGAUUACAGCCAAUUACAGCACAGGGCCAUCUUACUGGAGGACCAGCUACACACCUGCAUCAACACACUCGGAUGUGGUAGGCUAACAGGCAUCAGUAGCCCGGUCACCAUUAGGUCCUUUGGGUCCCGAUUUGGCUCGUGGAUGAUGGACAGUAUGAUGCCCAGCUCGGAUAACCGGGUCUGGUCUAUGGACGGGUACUUUAAGGGCCGGCGAGUCUUAGAGUACGGGUCCAUCGACGACUUCACCAAGGGACAGAACUUCGUGGUGCAUCAGCUUCCCCAUCCGUGGGCAGGUACGGGUCACGUCGUUUAUAACGGUUCUCUUUACUACAACAAACACCAGACCAACAUCAUCGUCCAGUACCACCUACUCACCCGGAGCGUCCUGCUGCAGCGCAGUCUGGGCCAGGCCGGCUACAACAACACCUUCCCCUACUCCUGGGGUGGCUCGUCCGACAUCGACCUCAUGGCUGACGAGACCGGCCUGUGGGCGGUGUACACUACCAUCCCCAACGGCGGGAACAUGGUGGUGAGCCGGCUGAACCCCGCAACCCUGGAGGUGGUGAGGUCCUGGGACACGGGCUUCCCCAAACGAAGCGCCGGGGAGGCGUUCCUGAUCUGCGGAACGCUGUACGUCACCAACUCGCACCUGGCCGGAGCCAAGGUCCACUUCGCCUACCACACGAACACGUCCUCGUACGAGUACACGGACAUACCCUUCCACAACCAGUAUUCGCACAUCUCCAUGCUGGACUACAACCCGCGAGAGAGGGCGCUCUACACGUGGAACAAUGGCCACCAGGUGCUCUACAACGUCACGCUCUUCCACCUGAUCCAGAGCUUCGCCGACACCUAGACCAUGGAACCAACUAGGAGCGACAAGACGAGGGAGUUACUGGGGCGUUCCAGUCUGACCAGAACAAUUGAACCAAUCCUUUGUUUGACCUUAGUCAAAUUCUAAAAAGACGUUUUAAAAAGCAUUCUAAACAAAACGUGUUCUAUAUAGUACCGGAAAAGGGUUCUCGAACUUUUAGAAAAAUUUUGCAACCAUCAUAGGUGCCAUAUAGAACUACUUCUAAAUAGUUCUUCAGAUAUUCCUUCAUACAUGAAGAAACAUUCGGCCAAGCAAAGUCUUGUUUUUCAGUUUUGUUUUAGUUGUCUUGGUUCUGUGUACAACAAUUGCUUUUAGCUUCAGCAAUAAUGGUUCCCUGACUUCUAACAAUUAUAAAACCAUGUUGGUGCUCUGAAGAAGAAGCAUUCUUAAAAGGUUCUUCAAAAAAUCUUUGUAACAAAGAUCAGUUUUGUUUUGGUCUACAUGGAUCUAGUUCCUUCAUUGAAGAACCUUUGAGGAACCUUGGAUUUAAAGUUGUAAACUUUGAACAAAAGGAAUUUUUUUGUUGCCGAUCAAGGUAAAUUCUGACUCUGACUCAUAGCAAUCAUAAACCAUUUGUGGUGAUACACAGAACCAUGUCUUAAAAAAACAUUUAAGAACCACUGCUUUUGCUAAAGAACAUUUGAAGAACCCCUGUUUUAAGAAUGUACUCUAUAAGCUAAGCACACAUGGUUAAAUUUUAGGGUUGUAACCAUUGGGGAACCAAUUAUGGUGCUAUAUAGAACCAUUUUUCUGUAGUCUUUAAAUUUUCCCUUGUAUGUACAGCAUGUAAAACCAAAGCUUUUACUAAAAGAAUCGUUAAAGGUAUACACUCUUAUGGGACUGAAAAAGGGAGUUCUCUAACUUGUAGCAAUUGUGGAACCAUUUGUGGUGCUUUAUAGAACCAACUUUUAAAAAGUUCUUAAAAAAAUAGAACCAAUACUUUUACUGUAACAACUUUUAAUCAGAUUUUAAAAGGAAGUUCUCGGGUUUGUAGCCAGUGUGAAUCUAUUUGACGCUAUAUAGAACCAUUUGUUAUAGUACUGAAAAAGGAGUUCUCUAACUUGUAGCAAUUAUAGAACCAUUUGUGGUGCUGUUUUAAGAACCAAAAUUUCUUUAAAUUAGAACAACUGCUUUUACUGAAACAACUUUGAAUCAGAUUCGUCAAAGGAAAUCUUGGGUUUGUAGCAACUGUGAAUCCAUUUGGCGCUACAUAGAACCAUUUUUACCCCAAAAUUGUUGUUCUCUAAAGUUGGUUCUCUAACUUGUAGCAAUUCUUUAACCAUUUCUUUUGUGUUAGAACAACUACUUUUACUGAAACAGCUUUUAAUCAGUCAAAGGAAUUGUGAAUCCAUUUGACGCUACAUAGAACCAUUUUAAGCCAAAAGGGUUAAUUAUCUGAUUUGUAGCAAUUGGGGAACCAUUUCUUGUUCCUAAAAAGAACAUUUUUUAAAGUUUUUUUUUAUUGUUCAACAGCAAAUGUUUCAUGUUUUAGGCAUAAGAAUGGUCUUUUGACUUAUUGUUGUAUUUAGAACCACUCUUUUUACUGAGGAACCUUUGAAAAACCCCAGAUUAAGGUGGUCCAGUUCUACGCAUAAAGGUGUUUACAGAAGCACUGAAAACAUUACUGCCAAUAUAAAGCCAAUAUCGCCCUCUACUGGUGAAAACGCUGAAUUAAAUGAAACAUGCACAGAUAUUCCCAACCCACUGUAGAACACUGCAGACCCUUCAGCUGACCCGGUGUUCUGGUUCUGGAUGUGGAACCGUGGUGAGCUUGGCCUGCACUUUGUUUGUUAACCUUGUGUUGUGAAGUAUCUGUUUGUCGUAUGCUGGUCUGAUGUUCAGUCUGCAUGGAAUUGCAUCGUCCUGAUAUAUAAUAAAUAAUAAAAAUGUCCCAACCAAA